This is a messenger RNA of Cynara cardunculus var. scolymus (artichoke), 603 nucleotides long. RefSeq names its product NDR1/HIN1-like protein 12. The coding region runs from base 1 to 603 and encodes 200 amino acids. The record is from RefSeq and is a predicted model, not a curated record. NCBI's taxonomy places the organism in Eukaryota, Viridiplantae, Streptophyta, Magnoliopsida, Asterales, Asteraceae. Gene Ontology annotation, cellular component: plasma membrane. The transcript has a single exon.
AUGCCAAAACCGCCGGUGCUCGGCCCCCAACGCCGUACCAAUCCCUUGAUCUGGUUCUUAGCCUUCAUCUGCGCCAUCAUAGCCAUCAUCGUCAUCAUCGCCGGCAUCAUCGUCUUCAUCGGAUACCUCGCCAUCCGCCCUAAAGUACCUCUCCUCUACGUCAACGCCGCUCGUCUCGACGAAGUCAUGUACGAUCAAACCGGCGUUCUCUCCGUCCGAUUAAUACUCAUUAUAAAAGCCGAGAACCAUAACCUCAAAGCACACGUCACCUACUACAACACAAAACUCAUCCUCCGUUACCACGGGCUGAGCAUCGCGCAAUUGGUGGCGGAUCCGUUCGAUGUACGAAAGAACACGACGAAGGAGCUGAGUUACGUGGUGGAGUCAUCGCCGAUUCCAUUAGAACCGGCGCAACAGGAUUUGACGCAACAGGCGUUGGAGAAGGGAACGACGAUGCCGUUCUUCUUGAAAGGGAAUUCAAGGACGAGAUGGAGAGUUGGACCGCUGGGUUCGGUGAAGUUCUGGUUGCAUAUGAAUUGCCGGAUUUUGUUGCCGAUCAACGGCAGCAUCGUCUACCCACACUGUACCACCAAAUCGCAUUGA